This is a messenger RNA of Coffea eugenioides, 834 nucleotides long. RefSeq names its product ethylene-responsive transcription factor ERF022-like. The record is from RefSeq and is a predicted model, not a curated record. Gene Ontology annotation, molecular function: DNA binding; DNA-binding transcription factor activity. Gene Ontology annotation, biological process: regulation of DNA-templated transcription. The transcript is spliced from 4 exons. Bases 1 to 834 code for a protein of 277 amino acids. NCBI's taxonomy places the organism in Eukaryota, Viridiplantae, Streptophyta, Magnoliopsida, Gentianales, Rubiaceae.
AUGGCACAAGAGAUCAGAAAUGAAUAUGCCAGACAAAGUUACAUAGGAAUCAGGCAAAGAAAAUGGGGAAAAUGGGUGUCUGAAAUUCGUGAGCCAGGCAAGAAAAGCAGGAUAUGGUUAGGAAGCUAUGAAGCACCGGAGUUGGCCGCCGCGGCCUACGACGUAGCUGCUUUGCACCUAAAAGGUUCAAGAGCUCGCCUCAAUUUCCCUGAAUUGGAGGAGAAUUUUCCUAAACCAGCAAGUUCGAGUGCUGAACAUAUUCAAAUGGCUGCUCAGGAGGCUGCAAUGUGGUUUAAGAGGCAAAUUCAGGGACAGGAGGUGAAUGAAUGUGGUGGUGAUUAUGCUAAAAGUGGCUUAGUUCCGGCGAGGGUGGGGUUGUCCUCUAGCCAAAUUGAAGCUCUAUAUGAAUCACCAUUGGACUCACCCAAGAUGUGGAUGGAAUUAACAGGGGCUUUCUUUUCAGCUGAACCUAUGGUUUUCUACGGACAAGAAGAGUUUGAGCAUAGUGAAGAAUUCAUGCUUACUGAUUCUAAGUGUGAUGUUUGCAAGGAACCAUUUUGGAGACUUGCCUCGCAUUCUCUUCUAUUUUCCAGUGUUACUGGUUCUAAGCAGAGGAUUGUGGAUUCUCUCCCAAUGGUUAGUUUUGCACUUCAUCAUCUAUCUGCUUUUCAGGAAGCUAAUGAUCAUUCUUUGCCGCUGCUCGCCAUGCCUGUUCCAUAUCUUGGUCUUUGCCUCCUCAUUCCCAUUACACGUCAGUUCAUAGCUGGCUUAUCAAAAAGAUUUGAUUUCUUAACCUUAGAAGAGCUCUUGCAGCAAGGGAAGCGGUAUCACUGA